AUGAGCUUUUUUCCCAUUCGCCAUGAGGACCCUGAGACUCAUGAGUCGCGUUGGAUCUUCUCGGUGGCUGGGAAGGAAGCAUCUCAGAGCUUCCUAUUGGUUGGCACCGUGAAGGAACCCAAAGUGGGCUUUGAUGUUCCUUGCAUCAAGUUCAAGCGCUUGUUGGUGGGUGGCAAGACCACUGAGAAGGUUCAUAUCAUCAACAAGGAGAAUCUGCCGUUGAACUUCGCCUUUGACCGCGCCAUGGGUGCGGUGCGCGUCUCGCCAAAGCAGGGCGUCAUUGGCCCAGGCGAAUCGCUGGCAGUGGAUGUGCGGUUCCAGCCCACGGAGGAAAAGUUCUACAAUGUGAACGUGGUGUGCAACAUCAAGCGGAAACAGAAGCCUCUCUUGCUGAACAUCAAGGGAGAAGGCUACCAAAUCCAUACACAGUUGGUAGUGGAAGAAGCAGAUUCAGAAGGUCGUGAACUACGAAACAACAUGAAGGAGCUCUUGGACUUUGGAGAUGUUCAGGUGGAAGAAAAGAAGAGUUUCACCCUGAAACUCAGCAGUCCCAGCAAGAUCCCCCGCUUUGAUGAUGAGCAACUGCCAGCACGCUAUUACUUCCUAUGGCAGCUGCGCAACUCCUUUGGUCGCGUCAUCACACUCCACUCAGAGAAGCCGCCCUAUUUGAGCAUCACGCCGGAGCAGGGGGUGAUCACGCAAGACAGCGAAACGACCAUCAUCAUUGAGUACUCCCCAAUGGAUCUUCACAAGCUGGAUGGUGCUACACUGCAGAUGCGCAUUCCAUCAGGCCCAGAGGAUACAGGUUACAACCUGACCUUGGGCGGAAGGUCAUUCAGGCCGCCAGCGGAUCCGACCCUCACAGAACCUAAGGGGGAUACAGAGGAAGGCGCGGCAAAGGAUGGAAACUUUCCGUAUGAAGAAGUGGCAGGGAAGAAGCCAUCAGGCAAGGUGGUGGGCCCCGCCCCCGGCGCCGACCGGGUCCCCCAGCCCUACGCGGGCUACGCACCGGGCGCGCCGGCGCCCUACGCCUUCGGCGCCACCAGCGGCCCCGCGUUGCCGCAGCCCACGGUGCAGCGGCCCCAACUGGAGGUGCUGCAGCUUUCUUGUAGGGACCAGGCGUUGCCACCGGAGAUCCGGUUGAAUUUCAUCAAAAAGGUCUAUGGCAUUUUGGGAGCCAUGAUGUUGAUCACUUUUGGCAUCAGUACUCCCUUUAUCUUUGAGACCCAUGCCACCUUGAGUUUCUUCAGCCGGAAUGUGUGGAUCCUGUACAUUGCUGCUGGCAUCGUCAUUGCCCAAGUCAUUUUCGAUCUCGCCAUGUCCUGUCAGAUGUGUUGUGGAGGGACCGGCCUCUUGGAGAGUUAUUUGUGGAUGAUGAGAACACCACCCUGGAACUACCUUUAUCUCAUGACCUUCUCCGCCUGCUUUGGCAUUUUUGUGGGCUUCCUUUGUGCUCAGUACACCGUGAAGUCUGUACUGCUUGUUUUUGCACUGACUUUUGUCCUCAUCGUGGCGCUGACCAUUUAUGCAGUGAGGACGAAGGCGGAUUUCACCGGCUGCGGGGCCUAUAUCUUGGUUCUCUUCUUGGGUCUCAUCAUGCUGAUCAUGGUCUAUUCCUUCGUCCGUGGUCCAGUCAUGAGCAAAGUGGUGGCAGGGGCUGGUGCCAUGCUCUUCGGUUUCUUGAUCGUCUAUGACACGCAGCAGAUCUUUGGUUCGGCAUCAGCAUCUUUUGGUGGAGGGAAACGGGACUUGGAGUACACCGUCGACAUGUAUGCCCUGGCGGCUUGGAAUUUGUACCUGGACUUCCUCAACUUCUUCAUCUACCUGCUUCAGCUCUUCGGUGAAAGGUUCCACCACUUCACAGCUAACCCAGCCACCUUCACAGCCACGGUGGAGGCAGCCCCAGGUCAAAAAGCGGUCACCCUCGAUUUCGUCCCUGAAGCCAAGGACUGUUUCCUCGAGGUGAAAGCCGAAGCAGCUGGCCCCGAUGGUGUGGAGGUUUGUAUCAAUGUCCGUUUCCAACCUUCUGCGCUGGGAGAGAUCCGGGCCCUUUUGGUCAUGAAGUCAGACAUUGGCGAGCACAAGGCCCUGUUGGUUGGCUACGCACAGCCACCACAACCACAAGGACCAGUGGACAUUGCCAAGGGCAAGCCCACCAAUGUGGACUUCCAGAACCCCUUCAUGGAACCCGUGGAGUUCUCCCUGCAGGUGGACGAUCCUUGCUUCCAACUGACUCAGCGAGCCAUCAAAUUGGAUGGGAAGAAGACAGCACCCAUUCCGGUCUCCUUUGCGGGGGACCGCGUUCAACAAGGCCGUUUGUUGAUCAGUGCGCCCAACGUCUCGGUCCCCUGGGUGAUUUUCCUUCAGGGAAACGCCUGA
This is a messenger RNA of Cladocopium goreaui, 2379 nucleotides long. Lineage: Eukaryota; Dinophyceae; Suessiales; Symbiodiniaceae. The record is from the annotation of a GenBank genome assembly.